CGAUACUCGAUACUUGAUAUCGACAUCUGGCAGACGAUCACACUUCACACGUCAGACGAGUCGACUGAAUGUAAACGAAAAAGUUAGAAGGUGUUCUACAAUAAAGAGAAAGGAGUAACAGUACUCCGAAAAGUAAAAUAAAUUGUCCACCUGUGACAUUUUCGAUCAUGACGGAACCUGUUGCUUUGUCUUUAGCCCUGCUUUCCGCCUUGAUUGCUAUUGUGUCCUGUGAAUAUUCAGCUAGUGAAUGUAGAUCACUUGGAUUCAACAAAGCAAAUUUGCUGUGUUCUUCAUGCUUUUAUCUUGCUGAGCAUGAUUUAGAAGUUCUAGUAAGCCAAUGCCGUGAAUGUUGUUUACAGGAAGGAAGAAAUGAUUCUUUAACAUUAUAUCCACAAGCCAUCUUGGAAGUUUGUGGGUGAAAAUUAGGAUCAUACCCUCAAGUCCAGGCAUUCAUAAAGGGUGACAAGGCUCGUGGGUUUCCUAACUUAUCUAUCAAAUAUGUUCGUGGAGCAGACCCAAUUAUCAAACUGCUCGAUGCUGAUGGUGCAGUUCAAGAAGAAUUAGCUAUUGAUAAAUGGAACACUGACUCAGUGGAAGAAUUCCUAAAGAUGCAUUUGAUCAUGGAUCAUUCCAGCAAUGAUUUGUAAUUUUAAAGUGUUAAGUGUACUGCCAUGUAUUAUGAAAUCUUAUUCUGAAAACCUUGAAAAGGAAGGAAUGAGAUGGAUGUUUGACCAAAAAUUUGACUGGCUCCUGCACUGAAUCUGCUCUAUAAAUUACAUCAUUGCUAAAGCACAUAA
Messenger RNA from Daphnia pulicaria, 797 nucleotides. Its product is annotated as selenoprotein F-like. Gene Ontology annotation, cellular component: endoplasmic reticulum lumen. The record is from RefSeq and is a predicted model, not a curated record. The transcript has 5 exons. NCBI's taxonomy places the organism in Eukaryota, Metazoa, Arthropoda, Branchiopoda, Diplostraca, Daphniidae. Gene Ontology annotation, molecular function: oxidoreductase activity.